Cuculus canorus (common cuckoo) is the source of this 5319-nucleotide messenger RNA. RefSeq names its product unc-51 like kinase 4 (gene ULK4). Gene Ontology annotation, molecular function: protein kinase activity; ATP binding. The coding region runs from base 16 to 3876 and encodes 1286 amino acids. The record is from RefSeq and is a predicted model, not a curated record. Lineage: Eukaryota; Metazoa; Chordata; Aves; Cuculiformes; Cuculidae. Gene Ontology annotation, biological process: protein phosphorylation. The transcript has 36 exons.
AAAACAUCCAUAGGUAUGGAGAACUUCAUUCUGUAUGAGGAGAUCGGAAGAGGAAAUAAGACAGUUAUUUAUAAAGGAAGAAGAAAAGGGACGAUUAAUUUUGUUGCCAUUCUUUGCACUGAAAAAUGCAAAAGGGCUGAAAUAACGAACUGGGUUCGUCUGACUCAUGAAAUCAGACACAAGAAUAUAGUGACGUUUCAUGAAUGGUACGAAACAAGCAACCAUCUCUGGCUUGUAGUGGAAUUAUGCACAGGUGGUUCUCUAGAAUCUGUUAUUGCUCAAGAUAAACAUCUACCUGAAGAUGUAGUGAGAGAAUUUGGUGUUGAUUUGAUUACUGGUUUAUACCAUAUUCACAAGCUCGGAAUUAUCUUUUGUGAUCUGACACCUGGGAAGAUUCUUUUGGAAGGCACUGGGACUUGGAAAUUCAGUAAUUUCUGCUUGGCUAAAGUGGAAGGUGAAAACUUGGAAGAAUUCUUUGCUUUACUUGGAUCUGAAGAAGGUGAAAGAGAUGUCAGUGAAAGCACUACCCCAAAAUACCCAAAAAACAGAUUUCGAGGCCCUCCGUUAUACAGAGCUCCAGAAGUAAUAAAAGGAGAAGACUUCUCCAAAGCCAGUGAUCUGUGGUCCUUGGGAUGUCUACUUUAUGAAAUGUUCUCAGGAAGACCACCUUUCUUCUCAGACAGCUUUUCUGAAUUAAUUGAAAAGAUUUUGUAUGAAGAUCCAUUGCCACCCAGACCAGAGGGUUCUGCUUUUCACAAACCUUCUGCUGAGUUCAUUAGUUUGCUUGAUGGCUUGCUUCAAAAAGAUCCUCAGAAAAGGCUGAAUUGGACAGAGAUACUGCAGCAUCCAUUCUGGAAAGGAUCCCUUAGCCAUUGUGGUGGUGAUUCUGCAGACAGCCAGGGCACCAGCUCAAGCAUUGAAGAUACAGUCUUGUCUGUGUCUUGGAGUGCCAAAGAGCCAGGGGAUACUUGUAAAAAUCUAGAUAACCUGUCAUCCUCAACAGCAAAUAAGCUACCCAGAAAUUCUUUUAAAAUAGAAACUCAAACUGAAUUGCGCCCCAAAAGUGUGGUUGAUGGUGAAUCAAAUGAGUCAAUAUUUCUUCUCAGUUCUCGUCCCACUCCUAGAACUAGCAUUGCCGUAGAAGUUAGUGAUGCUACGACUGCCUCAAUCCAAAAUUCUCCACAAAGAGAUUCAUACUUGAAAAAGGCUAAAAAUAUGUACUCAAGUCAGCAGGAUAUGGAGUCAACAUUGAAAGAGCUCAUUUACACUGAAUCUGAUCUUAUCAUAACACCAGUCAUUGACAAUCCAAAGAUAAUGAAGCAAGUGCCAGUCAAAUUUGACAUGAAAACUUUACAUAUACCACCAUAUUCAGCUGAGAAGUUAUCUUCUAUGAAAGACGUGGACUGGAAUGACUUCUUGCAACGAAUAUGUUCACUGCUUGAUUCCAUCGAGAAGAAUACAGGAUCAGCACGUUCAAAAUUGAAUUUACUGCAUUAUCUGUGUGCUGUGGCUGUCCACAAAAAAGUUGCAAGCAGGCUAAUUGGCUCUCAGCUGUUUCCUGUAUUGAUACAGCAGCUGCGUGCAGCCGCCAACUGGGAUAUACGUGCCAAAGUUGCUCGAGUGAUUGGUUUACUGGCAUUACAUACAUCUGAACUUGGAGAAAACGUACCUGUUUCUGAGGCAAUUAUACUUUUAACCGAACUCAUCAGAGAGAACUUCAGAAAUAGCAAAUUGAAACAGUGCCUUUUACCAACACUUGGGGAGCUUCUUUACCUCAUAGCCAGCAAGGAGCUAAAAAGGGAGCACUCCAGAGAGUGCUGGGUUGUUCCCUCAGCUGCUUACACUGUGCUAAUGAGGUGUCUUCGGGAAGGGGAAGACCGAGUAGUGAACCAUUUGGCAGCAAAGAUCAUUGAAAACGUUUGCACUACUCUCUCAUGCCAUGCACAAGGAUUUAUUACAGGAGAAAUUGGACCUGUCUUGUGGUAUCUUUUCACACAUUCUACAGCAGAUUCUUUGAAGGCAACUGCUGUUUCGGCUUUAUGCAGAAUUACUCGUUACUCACCCAGUGCUUUCCAGAGUGUCAUUGAAAAAGUGGGAUUAACAGCUGUACUAAAUUCCUUGGCAAAUGGAAUAAGCAAAAUUCAGCAGUACAUCCUCACUAUGUUUUCAGUGAUGUUGUCAUGUGGGAUUCAUCUACAGAGGCUGGUUCAAGAAAAGGAUUUUGUGACUACAAUUACUCGCUUAUUUGAAAGCCCUUCAACAUUUAUUAGAGCAAAAGCCUUUCUGGUCCUGCUACAAGUUUUAAUUAAUAACAGGGAGAUGUUGCUACUUAGUUGUCAAGCAAGACUCGUGAUGUAUAUUGAAAGAGACAGCAGAAAGACUACACCAGGAAAAGAGCAGCAAGGUGGCAGCGAAUACCUGUCAAAAUGCCUGGAUCUUCUUAUCUGUCACAUUGUUCGGGAGCUGCCAGGAAUUCUAGGUGACAUUCUUGCUGCCUUAACUAAUGUCUCUGGACGUAAACACCCAUCAACAGUUCAGGCCAAACAGCUGAAGAUGUGCCUUCCUAUGAUGUCUGUAGUGCUUCAUCUUGUGACAUCUCAGGUAUUUCGUUCCCAGAUUGUCACAGAGGAGUUUCUUUUCCACUAUGGGACUUUACUUAAUUUUAUCAGAAUGAUAGAUUCAGGAGAAACAAAUUUGGAUGGAGCAAUAGGGCAAGCUGCAUCGGAAGAAUUGAUUAAGACUACUUUAUCAACCUUUGAAGCAGUAACACAGCAUCCUGUCUUGUUGACAAUCCAUGGCUUGACUGUUGAAGACUCUGUCCUCCCACCACUAGUUUCUUUGGUAUACAGUCAGAAUGUGGAAUGGAGACUCUUCAGCUUGCGGUUGCUCUCAGAAACCACAUCACUGCUUUUAAGCCACAAGGUCAUAGCUGAGGAGAAAGGAGAGAGCCUGGACUCAAACAGCAAGCUUCUGUCUCUCAUCAGAGAUUCAUUGCUUCCUCAGUAUGAACACAUUCUAAUGGCUCCAGACCCAUUGCCAAUGUAUGCCCUGAAAUUGUUGGUGGCCCUGACUGAACACAGCCCUGCUUCUGUGAGCCUUAUGGAAGAAAUCCAUCUUUUUCCAGUUCUUUUCCAAGUCAUCAUGGAACACCAAGAGAGUAUACUUGGGAAUACAAUGCAAACUGCUGUCGCCUUGCUGAGUAACAUUGUUGCUAAUAAAAGCACAAAUAUGAUGUUACUCUUUGAAGAAGGGCUGGCUCAUCACAUCUGUAACCUCCUAAUAGAAACUGUGGCUCUGUACUUUGAGGCAGUUGAUAAAAGCAGCACCAAGACAGCAAAUGCACUGCUUCUGUCCUUGCUUGACAUUUUGCACUGUAUGCUGACGUAUACAGCAAAUGUUGUGCGUCAGGCUUUACAGGCACAGAAAUCUGGCACAGGAGGGGACACACAGGCUGCUGAAGACCUUCUGCUUAUCAAUAAACCCCUGACGGAUCUAAUUAGCCUGCUUAUUCAACUGCUUCCCAGUGAAGACACCGAAAUAUUCGAGAGUGCCUCGCAGUGCUUAUCAUUGCUGGUUCAACUGUAUGGAGGGAGCAGUCAGGAGAGUAUGUCUCCAGAAAACAUGGACAGCUUUGCUGAAGUACUGAAGUCCAAAAAAGAUACACGACAACAGAAGCUUUUGUUGAGAAUUAUAAAGAGACUGAUAACUUCAAACGAGAAAUGCUGGGAGAGCCUGAAGAAUGAUGGUGAUGUUCUUAUUCAAACUCUAGAGAGCCUGGCCGGAGCUACCAGCUCUCCCGCUAAUGUUGCCAUUGCUUCCUUGGUAUCUGAAAUUCUGAGAACAGCGGGACAUGAAAAUAUCAAGAGUACCAACUGAACCAUUUUCGACCGGUGUACCAAAAAGCACAAGUUGUGGCGGCUGCUCAGCACCUCAGUCCUGCAGGAACAUCUUCAAAUGAGCAGAGCAGACAUAACUAAUUCAGCAAGCUGUGUAUGAACAUGCGUGCGACUUUCGGAAGCUUCAGGAAGGGAGGAAAACUGCUUUUUGCGGGAUGUUUGCUUGGUUUUUAAACCUCUGUAAGGAUGAAUUCUUGGUUACAUUACUUUGCUGGCAUUGUGACGUAGCUGAAGUAUUUGUCAGCCAGAGUUUCAAAAGUGUAAAUUGAAUAAAUCGUAGUUAUUUCACAAUACGGAGAGUGUUCACUGCCUUAAGCUGCUGUUAGAAAUGUUUGUGUAUCUUUUUUGCCCAGGUGAAUGCCCUGACUGUUCCCCUUAAGGAGUUACCUCAUGCCCAGGACUGGCAGUAGACAACGCCAUUUUAUCAAGAAAGGCAGUAUUCCGCAGCUCACGCAACCAGAACGAACUCUUACAGUCAGGUUAAGAGGCUGUGGAUGUCGCAUGUACACGAUAGGUUUUAUCAGCUUUUUACUCAGUAACACAGGUGCCCUUCUCAUUCCCGAGCGCUGCACAGCUUCAGCUCCACAGAUGGGAGUGUCAUUCUCAGCUGCCAGUGCUCCUGGCUGGGGAUCCUCUUGGAAACAGGUGAGAUUACCAGCCUAGCAUUUUGUCAUCUAUCUGCCGUAAAAACCCCAGACCCAGCAGAUGCCACAGAGGGUAAAGAAGUUAAUUAUUUUCCCCGUUUCCUGAGCAAGCACAGCAUGGCUAAGCCCAGUGCUAUGACCACUUCUUCCUUAAUGUAUGUCUUCCUGCCACACCCCUCAAACAAACACAGGUGCCUCACUCAGAGUUGCUGCUACAAACCCGCUCUUGGACAGCCCAGCUCCCCAGAGUACCUGCAGGGCAGCAAACACCCCAUGGUAAACAAACAUGCCUUCACCUUGUGUAUUUUACAGGAAUUGUUCUUAAGUUAAAUAUUACAAUCUCUUUUUUUCAUACUUUAACAGAUGAAAUUACUAGAAAUGGGGAAAAGCCAGCUGGGAGUGUUAUUGUGGUAAAAAGUGUAAAAAGCUUAAGUGUGGCUGAGGAACAAAGGUGCUGCCUUAAGAGAAGUCAGUUACACAUGGGUUGUAACCCAUGUAGUAACUAAGGCUGAGGACACCCAGAAAUAGGUUAAAGCUACUGGGUGAGCUGACAGCUUAUCAGCAAAUUAUUGUCAUCAGGUCCUAGUGACAACACACAUCUAGAGAGCUGAAGUGAGACAGUCGCUUUAGGGAGUGUGUGUGGCCACCAGGCCAGGCACAAAGCAUGAUUUCACCUCAUUUACCUCUUACCCACCCAUGCAAAGUGGUGGCAGGUCAAGGGGAAGAAUCGUGCAGUAGGAAAUCUCUGUCAUUAGGACUUGGAGCUCUAAGGGGUAGCU